UCUCCAGCUGUUUAAGUUGCAGCAUUCGCGGGAACCAGCGGGAACAGAGGCUGCGAAUUAAGGCGCUCAAACAACUGCGAUUUUCCGCCAAAUUUUGACUAAGGUCAAUAAUUAUGAAAUUAUGCUAUGGAAGGUGUAUCUAAUACUCAAGAUUGGACUGAAGUUCACAGUCCUUUAAGGGAUACAAAUUCUCAAGUUAUUCCUGAAACUCCGACAAAAGCGCCGCAAGCUGAGGAAAACCAGUCGGACGUUCUCAGGUUGCUGCCUGAGUUUGAGAUUUUGCUUAGAGCUCCUGUCCCAACUUCAGAACAAGAGAGGACGGCGACCAACGACACGAGUGUUGUAAAAAAUCUGAAUAUGUUGUUCAGUCAGGCCAAUUCCUCAAUCAACAAAAGCUCAGCAAAGAGCAAGAAAUCUAAUCCAAGCAGUAAAACAACUAAAGGCAAAAGAAGCAAAUCAAGCAUAGGGCAUGCCAUAAAAAGGCCAAAAGUGGCGUCUUCCAAUGUUGAAAUAAGUGAUAGUUUGAAGGAGAUAUUGGCCAAGAAGAAGGCAUUCUCAAUCAGCACAACUGCAGACAAAGAAGUUGUGCAAAUUCAAUCUCAAGUGAAUUCUCUGUUGGACACUUUGGACGAGCAGUCGGUGGAAAUUGUGGCUCCCAAUCAAGACAAACAAGUGCAAAAAAUCAACGCCCUCAUUGCUUUGGUGGAGGAACCUGCUGCUGGUCAGCAACCCCUAGUCAACAAAAACCUGGACGAAAAUGAAAUGGAUCGAAUGAUUGACAAACUACUGGGUUGCGAGGAGGAAAGUGAAUCGGUUGACCACAAUUCAUCAAUUACCGAAGCAAUGUUGAGGGGAUUCGAGGAGGCCAUAAAACGGAUGGAGACUUCUCAAGAGGAGGAGGACUUGUUCGCUGAAGAGGAAACUCCCAAAGAGGAGAGGCAAUUGUUCCCAGUGUUCAUCAAAGGCGCCACAAACAAAAACCUCAAUUGCAGCUCUAAGCCGCAGAAUUUAAAUAGGCCUUCAAUACAACUGCCUAUCAAAGACUCUGGUGAGAAAGAGCAGAUGAUUUUGGACGCUGGCCAGAAACAGUACGGGCAAGUGGAGUGUCAAAAGUGCGGCUGCGUGUAUGACCCUGAUGAUCGCAAAGACGUAGAACACCAUCUUGAGUACCAUAAUAGGAAUUCUGUGAUAAUCAAACACAAGGGCUGGAAAAAUGAGCGGGUCAUUGCCUCUUACCCAGAUGGUAGCAGAGUAAUUAAGAUUGUGAAAAGUGACCCUCCGUUGUGGUGGAGGAGGAUUGAGGAGUUGCUGCCCAACAUCGAUCUUGAUUUGGGAUAUGCUGGAAGCCAAGACUUGACUGACUACAAAAACUGCAUGGUCUUCUUGUAUGUAGAGAAAAAGCAAAUUGUCGGAUUCUUGCUGGCAGAGGAGAUCGAGCAAUCAUCUCGGAUGUUAGAUGGCUCUGAGACUCUCUGCUCAGAAGAGAUAUUUCCAGUUCUUUGUGGAGUGGCUAGGCUUUGGACUGUCCAAUCAUUGCAAAGUACCCAAGUGGCGACAAAAUUGGUUGAUGCAAUGAGGGAAAACUUCUUGAGCCACAAAACUUUGAACAUGGACGAGUUUGCCUUCAGCACACCAACCAGCUCUUCAGGACGGGAGUUUGCUGUUGCGUAUACUAAAACCGAGCAGUUCCUUAUCUACUGACUGUAACGCUUUGAUAGAAUCUCAUUGAAUUUUUAUAUUUUAUGAAUGUGUAAUAAUAAAAAUCUUACCAAAAGAGUAUU
Molecule: messenger RNA, 1781 nt
Organism: Neocloeon triangulifer
Lineage: Eukaryota; Metazoa; Arthropoda; Insecta; Ephemeroptera; Baetidae
Gene: eco
Product: N-acetyltransferase ESCO2
Exons: 8
Coding region: 127-1701 (524 amino acids)
Biological process (GO): mitotic sister chromatid cohesion
Cellular component (GO): nucleus; chromatin
Molecular function (GO): protein-lysine-acetyltransferase activity
Source: RefSeq, a predicted model, not a curated record